AGAAAGAGAGAGAGAGAGAGAGAGAGACGGGUCACGAGUUAGUGUGACGACAUGAUAAGCGAGUACCAACAGUAGCCACAGUGUAUGUGGUAGAAAGUACACAUUCUUCAGACAUUGUGGGAAAUGAAAGUGAUAUGAUAAUCAUAUAUGAUAAACAUAUAUGAAAGGGAAAUUUUUGACAAAUAUAUUUAAUUUAUUCUUUUGGUAAGUACUCUACCAAUACCUCCACAGUAACUAACUGCUAGGUUUUGUGGUUCAUACUGAGAAUGCAUGUUCCCCCUUGUGUGUGCGUGGGUCUUUUCCAAGUACUUCAGCUUGCUCUCAGACAUGGAACAGGAACUCUUACGAUGGACCAGCAAACUGUUCAGAAAAGAAAAGAAAAAACAUCGAACCUAGAUGUACAUAUUCCCAUAGACCACUAGGGACCCUCCCAUUUAAAGGAGUAAAGGGGUAGGAGUAAGGAGGUGCCCUCUGACUCAGUCACUGCAGUAAUACCUCGCCUUACUUGGCCUGUUGAACAAGUUUCUGAGGUGAUCAAUGGCAUAGACGACACGGACUCUCUAAAUGAUGCACACGCACACACAGUCAGGUGACGAGCCCAGGAGAGAGUUUUCCAACCUCAACCUUGACCACUAAAUACAACUUCAUUACUAAACUGUUUGUUUGUUUGUCUGCAUGUGUGUUGCCGUUCAGGUGUCAGUUUUUUUAACCUUUGCCUGUGUUCCACUUUUGUGUUUGUGUGGGUUUAUGUUGUCACUUUAGCAGAAGCAGAAUCCACCCAUUAAUUCCUUCUCUCUGUUGUCUCCGUUCUGGAGACUCACACACCCCUUCAGCCCUUUUAUUCCAUGUAAGUGUCAGAGAAUGACACGGAGAGAAAGAAAAAACGCAGAGAGGGAGGAGCCGGCAUCCAUGGCAUCUGUAGACUGACAGGAGUUCAGGCAUGUUCACACACUGUAGAGUCACUGGGAUUUCACCAGGCUCACACUCACACUGUUAUGUGUUAAUAUAAACAUAACGUAGGACCACCUGGAAUAUUAAUUCAAAGAGGACGGCUAACCUGGGCGCAAUGAUGCCUCCAAAACCUCCCAGGAAAAGCUUGAUAAAGUCCAAUAUCAAUAGUUAUGACGUUCCAAAAGCAGCCUGCAAAGAAGUGGAUACUACAGAGCCUGCAGUAGCUGAUGAAAUCCAGUCAGAGGUUAAAUUCAAGCCUGUACCUCGCCCCAGAUCCAAAAUACUACCAAAAACACAGAGCAACAGCACCACCAACGCUGCAGUCGACCCUGUGAACGGGAAUGAACCCAGCAAGGAAACCAACACAGUGAGCUCCCAGCACGAAGAACAGCCUGCAGACAAACCUUGUCCUGGUCGGCCACCUCCGAGACCACCAGUCCCCAAAAGCUCUCCCUAUAGUGUCGUGACAGCAGCUGUUGACGGAGGGCGCCAAUGCGUGACUUUAUAUUCAGAGUCAAAUGUGAAGCCUUCAGCUGUCAGCUCUAAACCAAAAACCCUCCCAUCACCCAAGCGGCCCCCUCUUCCAUCCAUUUAUUAUGACAGACCCUCAUCUCUGAAAGAGAUGCGACAUAGAACAUAUUCUCAACAGUCAACAAUCGGCUCCCAGCAAGACAAAAGUCCUGGAGGACAGUUGAACUACUGCCAGACCUUUGUGACUUCAGAUAAUGUUGACCGACCUGCAGUUCCUCCUCGGCUCAGUCAGUGCCCUAUUUAUGAACCCUCGUCUCCACAGCCUAGACCUCCGCCCUGCAUGUUCAGCCCACCACCACCACCACCACCAUCAACAACUGCGACGUUGUCUGAAUCAGUGUACAGUGAAAUUGAGCAUCGCCCUUACCUGGACGUCCUCCCUGAGGAUGAAGACACCCUGACAAGAGGGGGGUCAGUACCUCGUUCCGGACUUCGCUUCCAGAGUAACUGUUUCUCUUCUCGUCAGUCCAGAGGAGAAGCAGACGAAACCAUUGUGAUGUUGAGAUGGCUGGCAAGGAUAUCAAAAUCUAAUGUGACACCAUCACUCUAUGGCCUCAGUAUAGAAGAAGAAAUCAGAUCAUUCAAUCAGAGAGCAAUGAAUGUGAGCAAGGCUCUGCGCCUCUUCAACCUCCUAAUGAUGAAACGCAGCGAAUGCAUGCGAAACAUCAUCACAGAGUUUAACGCCAUCUCCAACAGCUUGGACAAGAUGAAGAAAAAAACCAAGACAAUGGGCAUUGCUGGUGGCACCACAGGUGCUGUAGGGGGGAUGACAGCAGUGUUGGGUAUUGCCUUAGCGCCUGUGACAAUGGGGGCCUCCCUUAUUGCUACAGCUGUUGGCGCUGGCAUGGUGGCAUCUGCUGGAGGGAUGGGUGCUCACACUGCCAAGUGCAACAAGAAGACUGUGAAUAAGAUGACAGUUGUGAAAUUAGUAUAUGAUUACAAGUCAAAUGUUGUUGACCUGGAAAGUUGCCUGGAUUUUAUACUAUCUGGGAUGAAUGACCUACGAAGGCAUGACAUUCCCCGGCUGCAGAGGGCAGGAGCCGAGACUGACGCUCUAAAGGUGGCCCAUUUGUCACAGACUGUGUUUAGAGAGAUAGACAAUGAAAAGAGAACUUCACAAGGGUUGUCAUCUGAGAAACUACUGAGAGAUUUUACCAGGGAGUUGGAUCAAUACUUCACAGGUGAGGAUGAUCAAAUACUGAAGAAGUCCAACAAGAGCAGGUUUUCUGGCAGGGUUCACCUACUAGCGAAAAAUCUGCAGGAUCAUUUGGAGCACCUGAAUCGAAUGUGGGAAAUGUUUAGUUGACCCCAUAGACAGCAUGAAAAACUGAACAGUCUGUCCAUUUCUUAUAUACAAUCUAUGGUUGAUCAAGUGAACUGUGUAUGUGUGUGCUUAUGUGUAUGUGACAAAGAACAAAAAAGAGAUUGUGAUAUGCGUAAUUGUUGCAAUAAAAGUCUACAUUGUAUAUUAAGUAAUAAAAUUUAUAUUAUUAAAUAAGUUGACUGCAGUUCUUUCAUUAUUCUGGAUGAAUUAAAGAGAAAAAAAAAGUUCUACUUCCUACUCUACAAGAGGUGCUAUACAGUUAUAAUG
Molecule: messenger RNA, 3073 nt
Organism: Cynoglossus semilaevis (tongue sole)
Lineage: Eukaryota; Metazoa; Chordata; Actinopteri; Pleuronectiformes; Cynoglossidae
Exons: 13
Coding region: 1067-2788 (573 amino acids)
Biological process (GO): lipid transport; lipoprotein metabolic process
Cellular component (GO): membrane; extracellular region
Molecular function (GO): lipid binding
Source: RefSeq, a predicted model, not a curated record